AACAACUAGUUUAAAAUAUUUUUCACUCAUUUCUUGAGCUGAUGAGCCCUUCAAGCUUCCUAUAAAAGCAGCCAAGAACCAGUCCCAGACUACCUCAAAAGUUUCUCUGGUUUCUUUUGGAAAAGGAGAAAUCAAACAAGGACUCUGAUGGCUGCAAGAAUUAAAAUCCCAGCUCUGGCCGCUGUUAUGCUUCUUCUCUUGCUUGCUCCAGCUUCAUAUGCUGCCAUUUCAUGCAGUGAUGUGAUCAAGGACCUGAGACCUUGUGUGAACUACCUUGUGAAUGGGACUGGGAAACCACCAGCUGCUUGUUGUGCUGGAGCCUCUGCUCUUGCAUCAGCGGCAUCAUCCUCUGCCGACAAGAAGGCUGCUUGUGAAUGCAUCAAGUCUGCGGCUAAGAACAUGAAGCCAAACUCCCAGUUGGCUCAGGCUCUUCCUGCUAAUUGUGGAAUCAACUUGCCUGUCACCGUUUCACCAACCGUGGAUUGUUCCAAGGUUGGUUGAAACUUAAAGUGGCCUGAAGGAAGAGCUGUAAAAUCCUCCUUUUAUGGAAGCUUAAUUGUUUUGUAAUAAACUGGAAUCCAGUUAUGACUUUCGGAUUCCUUCGCUGAAUAAAGCUUAAUGCCUCCAUCAGCCUGUUCUCUUUUUUCUUUUUUUUUUUUCUUUUGGCUUAUAUAUAUUUGUGAAG
Durio zibethinus is the source of this 685-nucleotide messenger RNA. RefSeq names its product Bifunctional inhibitor/lipid-transfer protein/seed storage 2S albumin superfamily protein. The record is from RefSeq and is a predicted model, not a curated record. Gene Ontology annotation, molecular function: lipid binding. Gene Ontology annotation, biological process: lipid transport. NCBI's taxonomy places the organism in Eukaryota, Viridiplantae, Streptophyta, Magnoliopsida, Malvales, Malvaceae.